CUUAAAGUGAAAAAAAAAUAAAAAUUCCCCAACUCACACACAGUCACACUUUUUGAGUGUAAAACUCUUGGAAGAAAGGCCGAAGAAGAAGAAGAACAACAAAAAUGUUAUCAAUCUCUUUGUAUUCUCCGCCGUCCUCCUCCCCUCUCUCCUCCUCCUCCGCUCUUCAGGAUAAUAAGUUUAAAUUUGCAAUCCAAUCAGCGAAGCCAACGCUUAGCUUCACCAGUAAUCGAUCACUUCCUUCAAUUCGAGCUUCCUCUGGUUUUUCCUCUUCUCUCGACACUGGUGCGACUACCGAGUUGGAUGCUGUGACGAGUCACAGUGAGAUCGUACCCGACACUGUAAUUUUCGAUGAUUUCGAGAGGUUUCCUCCAACUGCUGCUACCGUUAGCUCCUCGCUGCUCUUGGGAAUCUGCAGUCUUCCUGAUACUAAAUUCAGGAGUGCUGUGGAUACUGCGUUAGCAGAUUCAGCGUGCUAUGGAUUAGAGAACUCUGAUCUCCGGAUGUCGUGUUUCUUUAAUAAGGCUUUAGUGAAUGUUGGCAGUGAUCUAGCAGAGCUGGUGCCUGGUCGGGUUUCUACUGAAGUUGAUGCUCGUCUUGCUUACGACACGCAUGGAAUUGUUCGGAAGGUACAUGACCUCUUACAAAUGUACAAUGAGGUUCAAGUUCCUCCAGAGCGCUUGCUGUUCAAAAUACCUUCUACCUGGCAGGGGAUUGAAGCUUCAAGUAUACUAGAAUCAGAGGGUAUACAAACCCAUUUGACCUUUGUUUACAGUUUUUGUCAAGCUGCUGCUGCAGCUCAAGCUGGUGCGUCGGUUAUUCAGAUUUUUGUUGGUCGCCUUCGGGAUUGGGCACGAAACCAUAGUGGUGACCGUGAAAUAGAGAGCGCUCUAAGAAGAGGAGAAGAUCCUGGAUUGGCUUUGGUUACAAAAGCUUAUAACUACAUUCACAAACACGGAUACAAGUCAAAGCUGAUGGCAGCAGCAAUUCGAAACAAGCAGGAUGUUUUCAACCUUUUGGGGGUUGAUUAUAUUAUCACUCCGUUGAAGAUAUUGCAGUCUCUAAAGGAGUCUGUCACUCCUCCUGACGAGAAAUACUCUCUUGUAAGAAGGCUAUCCCCACAAUCUGCUUCUACCUACAAUUUUAGCCAGGAAGAGCUGGUGAAGUGGGACCAAUAUAGCUUUGCCUCGUCCAUGGGACCUGCUGCUGUGGAGCUUCUCACCACUGGAAUGGAAGGCUAUAUUACUCAAGCAAAGCGGGUGGAGGAAUUGUUUGGAAAGAUAUGGCCACCACCAAAUGUAUGAAGUGGGGUCAUAAAUUAACUAGACCUGGUUUCAUCAAACGAGGUCUUAGUCCUUACAGAUUUCAGUGUCUUUGCCAGGACCUCCCGUUUUACUUCUUUAAUUCCCCCUUCCAUUUUGGGUUUACUGUUUGACGACAAUUCGAAGUAGAGGGACUACAGGAUAUGCACAGACCUCCAUUUUCAAUGGUUUCAAUCUUGGUUCUUCAGAACUGGUGUUCUAAGUUACAUAGUCAACUCAAUCAGCUUUUUUCUAUGUGAAGAUUGCCACCAUCACUUUUAACAGCAUGUGCUGCGAUUUGUGUGCCUUGUGCAUAUAUAGUUCAUCAUUAGAAAUGGCAUAAAAUGCAAUUCUGAGUUACAAGGUUUUCUUUCAUUAGAUAUCCAAGAUCUUGAGUUUCAGCAGGAAAAGAGGUAGCCUGCUUAGGAAUGGUAAACAUGCCUCUUGUGUCAGGCAUCAGCAUUCAGCAGUGUUUGUUUGAGACAUCAGCUGGUUAUGUUGUUAAUUUGCAUGAUCUGGAUUGGGACACAAUUACUUAGCUGAGAGAUUACAACGGAGACUGAGGGAUGCGUCGUAUCAUAUGAUGUUUUCAAUUUACCAUCAAUGUAGAAACAUACUGUCAGAACUGUUUUUCUUCCUACAAUUUGGACCUAUGGUCUUACAUUUGUCACAUUUUCCGCCAAUUCUUUCUAGUGCAGCUCAAAACAUGUUCAGGUUUUAACCAAUGGCGGCUUGGAUAAGCAUGUGCCUUUGUGCUCUUCUUGUGUCUACUCUGUGAUGUAGAUCCCCCCUAUUGCAUGCUGCUCAAACAUAGUUUCCGAAUUGUCGAAUGCACGUUAUUAUCUUUAAUUUUUUAGCCACUGAACAUGUGACAAAUGCCAUCACUCUCCGUCGCCAUACUUCCAUCCCUUUGGUAGUCCAAAAAUAAAGCCAAGAAAAUCAGAAGGAUCAGUGUCCCAGCUAGUUUAUAUCAAAAUUUAAUUUUAUUUUUGGUGCGGGGAGGGGGCCGGAGCUAGUACAAUACCGCUUCAUAUUUCAAGGACUGAAAGAACUGCUUAAGGC
Molecule: messenger RNA, 2363 nt
Organism: Oldenlandia corymbosa var. corymbosa
Lineage: Eukaryota; Viridiplantae; Streptophyta; Magnoliopsida; Gentianales; Rubiaceae
Source: the annotation of a GenBank genome assembly